Molecule: messenger RNA, 4192 nt
Organism: Manduca sexta (tobacco hornworm)
Lineage: Eukaryota; Metazoa; Arthropoda; Insecta; Lepidoptera; Sphingidae
Product: putative inositol monophosphatase 3
Exons: 3
Coding region: 93-1118 (341 amino acids)
Cellular component (GO): endomembrane system
Molecular function (GO): 3'-nucleotidase activity
Source: RefSeq, a predicted model, not a curated record
AUUCGUUGACAUUUAACAGCUGCCAAGUGUCAAUUUGAUGUUUUCCUCGUCACGAAAAAUAAAAAACAAUUUACCACGGUAAUAUCCACAAAAUGAAUUUCGGUGGGACUUUACGUAUAAAUAAAUUCGCAUGCUUUACAUUAGUGUUUAUAUUAUUCCUUACAAUAUACUGGCGGUCUGGCGGAUCAGUAUAUCCGGCGGACAAGAGUGAUUUGGUCAAUAUAAAAAAUCUACUGAAAGCGGCUAUCCAUGCAGCUGAACGCGGUGGAGGCAAGGUAGCGGAUGGAAAGGAGCACAAAUUGAACAUUAAGAGUAAAGGGAAGACUUUAGAAGGUGCUAAUGAUCCAGUAACGGAUGCAGACUAUGCAUCACACUGCGCGAUGUUUUACAGUCUGAAAAACACGUUUCCGAAAGUGAACAUAGUGUCGGAGGAACAUUCGAAAGGCGAGGUGGGGUGCGAAGACCAACCGGUCCUCGACACGGAGUCGUCUAUUCAGGGGCAUAGAAAUAUAGAUCAUAUGAUGGAUGAACAUGUUUUAGUCAAAGAUGUUACUAUUUGGAUUGACCCUUUGGAUGCUACACAGGAGUAUACAGAGGGUCUGUACCAGUAUGUGACAACCAUGGUGUGUGUGGCCAUUAGAGGAGUGCCUGUCAUUGGUGUGGUCCACUAUCCAUUCCCCGCCCGUACAUAUUGGGGCUGGCACACUAAGAAGACAUCGGCCAACAUACCAGCUGUAGUUCAUAAAGAAGAGAACAAAGAACAUCCCAGAGUGGUGGUGUCAAGGUCUCACCCUGGUAAAGUAGCAGAGAUUGCAAAAAAAGCUUUUGGUGACAAAACCAUUGUCACGCCAGCUGCUGGCGCCGGCUUUAAGGUCAUGGAGGUGGUGAAUGGGACCUAUGAUGUCUACCUUCAUGCGACAACAAUCAAAAAGUGGGACCUUUGUGCAGGUGAUGCAAUUAUCAAGACAGUGGAUGGUAAAAUGACCACCACUAAAGGCCAGCUCAUAGAUUAUUCGUUUGGUAGUGAGGUAAAAGUGACGGAUGGCAUUUUAGUCACCAGAUAUGAUCAUGAUUAUUAUUUAAGUAAGAUGCCUAAAAUCAUGGGCGCUCUCACUUAGACAUGCAAAAAUGCUUGCUUGACGAAUAACAAAGUAGUAGUGGUUUUGGGGGGAGACAAAUGAUUUUGGCAGUCAUAUUGAUGAGAAUAUGUCAUACAAGGCUGACACCGAUGUUAUUAAACUUUACAAAGGUAUUGGUGUCUACAGGAUAAAGUGGCUAACUUCAGUUUAGUAAAAGUAGUAAAAAUUGAAUCAUUGGUACAAGAGCCAGGCUCUAGCCCAGUAGCAGAAAUAUGUAUGAUGAAAUUAUGGAGUGCUAUUAAAGCGAGAAUUGCAAAAAUUAAAUGAAAGCAAAUAUGUGUGUGGGAAUUUUUUUACAAAUUUCUGUCAGAAUAUUUUUUCCCAAAGUGUAAUGUUGCAUAUGUCUUAACAGACCAAUGUCAAAUAUAGUAUAUAGUUGUGAUGUAAAGUAACCCGGUCACUAACGACGUGGCUACGUCAAUUUUGUAAAUAGGAAUAAGUUUGUAUGCAGGAGUGGUUGUAGGAGGAGCAGCCCGGCCGAGUCCUUAGGUCUUGGCCAAGGCCCUAUUUUUUGGUGAACACCUGUUAACCCAUAAAUCAUCAGGACCUUUAUUUUACUUUACCUAGAACCUCGCGCCGAGUAAGACUGCCACUUAACUUGGAUGUGGAACUAGUAAUCAAAAUUAUUUUUAUUAUUUUAUUUUUUUAAAUCCAUUUUAUAAUACUUUAAGGUACAUAAGCAAUUGGUUUAUUUCUAUAUUUCUAAAUUCAAUAUAUUAUAAAACACUGCAUAAUUUCAGUACAAUUAUUUUUUAUUUAUUGUUUUCAUUAAAUUAUUGGUAUUAAUUAUAACAAAAGUAAUCGAAUUUAAUUAUAUUUUCGUGUGGAUAUUUUGAACUGCUCGAAUUUUAAAAUCUUAGUUCAUAAUUGAGUUCCAAGUAUUUGUUUAGUGUGUUUUAAUAAAAUUCAAGUACAUACAAUAUGAUAAAUGGUUAGAUUAAUUGUAAAGCCAAGUUCACAACAAAAAAUUUAUCGCUGCGUUUAUAUUCGGCAAUAAAAAUUGUCUACACUCAAGUGUUGAAUUAAUACAUAUUUAUACUGAUAAUCAUGAUAAUUGCGAUAUCAACAAUUAACACCACGCCAACUUGUAAAUACCGUUAAAUGUAAAUUUAACAUUACAGUUUUUUAAUGAGAAAAAACGAAAUACUUUGCAAAGUUUUCUAAAUGAUUCAAUUUGAUUAGUCGAUAUUUUUUACGUUUUGUAGAAAUAAAAAAAAUAUUUUGUCCUUUUAUAAUUUAGCAUAAAAUGGCCCAAAAUCAACUUAGCGCAGUGUUAAUUGCUGGUAUCGAUUUGAAAAUACUUACGCUGUACGUCGUUCAGUGUAGGUGGAUCCGGGGCGACAUAAUAGUAUUCUCGCCUUAUAAUAAUGAAACUGAAACUGCCUGUAUGAUAAAGUGUUGCACGUUUAAAACUUUCUUCUAAUGAAUAGUCUCGAAUAGAAAAAUGUGACGUUUAUUUGUGUAGUAACUUGAAGUACAUACAUGGUAGAAUUUAUUUAAUUUUAAAGUAUUAUAAUAUACAUGUCAAACAUAGAUUAAAAUUCUCGAAAUAAUAUCUCGUGUAAGUCUUUGAUAUUAAUGACUAGCUAAGCUAUUAUUUAUAGAAUACGACAAAACUUAAAUAAAAAGGACAAAGUUUUAUAAAAACGAUAUCGCAAGCGAUGCUAAAAGAGCUAGCAUGCUGCAGUUUUAUUAUUGUCACAAAUUUAUUUAUCCGCAUUUAAAGUAUGUAAUCUCUUAAAACAAUCAGGGAUGCGACCACAGUCCACACGCAUAUGACACUGUACAAUAUUUAUUGUUUACUGUUGAGAAAACAUGUAAAUUUACUUUGAAUUGGAACCAAUUAAGCAUAAUCAGCGUUACAGUCGUUCUUAAGUCGUACUGUAGCAACCAGCCGAAACUAACUGGUUAUUAUAUAAUUUUUGAAUAUUUAUUUUUGUGUCUAAAAUUGUGCCAGUAACAAAUCUUUCGUACUAAAUAUUCUUGUGGCAGCGCUACUUUUUUUCAUUUAAUAGUUUUGUGGCUGUCACUUAAACGCUGGUAACUUUAUAAAAGUUGUAGUGUGUAUGCAUCUUUAUUGCCAGCGCGAACGGAUGGUACUGAAAUUCAACACCGAUUAGAAUAAAACUUUAUGCACUUUCGCAUAGGGUUGAUAAUUAGUAUUACUAAAUCAAAACAGUGGCUAUAAGCAGCGUGUGUCGCUACUCUGUCCGUCUGCGCUAACCCUUAGGCUAUGAGUGAGACAGUUGCAAACUGUUAGUGUUAACAUUAAUUAGAUAUUAUGUUUGUAUAUAUUUAGAUAUAAAGGCUGAGUGGAUUUAUUUGAUUUGAUUAGAGUUUUUAGUGGCUUGCAGGCGUGAACUGGUAAAUUUGUUUUGAUAUUUACUAGAAACGUUUUUAAAAAUCUUUCUGUAAUUUUUUAAAAGUAAAUUCAUUUUAAUAUAUUUAGAAAAGGCUCAACAGAGUGGGGUUUUUGCAAGAUACAUAAAGUGCGAUAAAUAUUAUGCAAUCAUACUCGUUAUCUACGUGUGAUCUCAUUGCAUAAGUUAUUGGUCCGUACAUAGAAUCACGUUGUUGAGAUACAAUUUGUCAAUGAUAGGACGUGUUGCAGAUAAAGCUACAUGUAUAAUGUAUAUUUUAGACCGACAAUUAGUUUUAAAACUUCAAUUUAUUGGCAAAGGAAGAUUACUUACCUAAUGGCAAACGGCUUGUUCGUGUUCGCAGCAGUAACGCCAUCUAGAACUUCUGAAAACAUUAAAGUAUUGACGAAAAAAACGUUAAAAUUUAUUUCCACACAAUUAUAGUUUAUGCUACUACGUGAGCAGUGUUUUAAUUGUGAAAAAACAGGAAGCGAAUGCUGCGACCUCCCAAUCGAGUUUUCUCGUCUCUAUCUUGCGAGAAACUCUUUGAAUGUUUAUCUUAGAACUUCGCCAAUUAAUAGCAUACUAGCGGGUAUUGUUCAUAAUGUGUACAAAACCAUAAUCAGUUAAUUAAUCGUUCACGCCUGCAUACCAGAAAGUAUUUUUAAUAAAAUAAAUAAAAUUUAAUUUUUA